Messenger RNA from Cokeromyces recurvatus, 378 nucleotides. RefSeq lists its product as uncharacterized. The record is from RefSeq and is a predicted model, not a curated record. Bases 1 to 378 code for a protein of 125 amino acids. The transcript has 2 exons. NCBI's taxonomy places the organism in Eukaryota, Fungi, Mucoromycota, Mucoromycetes, Mucorales, Mucoraceae.
AUGGUUAUACAUAAGGCGAACUUGAAGACAUGGAAAGAGCAAGGAUGCGUCGUAGUAGGAUACGCUAGAAAAUCAGCUAUCCCUCAUGUUAAGGACGCUGUUAGAAUUAAAAACAUACAGGAUAUGAUAGACAUACUUCGUCAGAGAUCAGGAGUAGAUAGGGUAUAUGUUUCACCAUGUACGAACUCCACUGAAACAAUUGCUUCUCGUGAUAUCAGUGCCAACAAAGACAUGAUUUUGUCUUUGUACCAAUGCAAUGGCGAUACUCAGGACAUGCUUAAGUACAUCCGUGUAAAAAAAGCGCCUGUAGUGAUCGUAUGCCUCACUUAUGCGGGAUUCACAACUGAUCUUAAUGAUUUAAAGGAGUUUAUAAGGUAA